CAUCCAAAAUGACGAUGAUCGAACAAGAGAAGAAUUCACGGGUCAUUAUCGUCACUGUUGUCUAUCUGAGCCUCUUCCUGGACAAUGUGUUGCUCACAGUUGUUGUGCCGAUUAUUCCCGAUUACCUUUGCACCCUCGAAGGAAACUCGACGAGCAACGAAGACGAUGAAAACGGUCGAGUAGGAUUAUUGUUAAGUUCCAAGGCGCUGGUACAGUUGAUACUAAAUCCAGUAGUGGGUACUCUUACCGGUACUCUUGGGUACACGAAACCAUUGUUCCUUGGAAACUUGAGUCUCCUAUUGGCGGCAAUGCUGUUCGCGUUUGGACAAACUUACGAGGUUCUAUUUCUCGCUCGAAGUAUCCAAGGCAUUUCUUCCGCGUGCAUUGGAGUUUCCGGGAUGUCGUUGGUCGCAUCUCAGUACACAGAAGAGGAUAAAAGAUCGAAGAUCAUGGGUUUCGUUCUAGGAAGCAUCGCGCUGGGUGUUCUCGUUGGAUACCCGAUUGGAUCCGUGCUUUACGAUCUCGAGGGAAAAAUGGCACCUUUCUUAUUGGUGUCCUGCUUCAUCAUCGUCGCCAUAUGUUUGCAAAUUUUCACUUUGGAUGAUGAGACCAAGACCAAGGUAAGUUUUAUGGAAUUGAUGUUUUUAAAUGUUUUCAAUAAAAGUAAUAAAUAUCUUCAGUCCAGCGAGCAGAAGGCAUCAUGGACGCACUUGUUAUCCGAUCCACACAUACUCAUCAUUUUUGGGGCUAUAUGGUGUUCAACUUCACCCAUGGCGAUCUUGGAACCCUGUUUACCAAUCUGGUUACGAACUCAUGUGAAACCCAAGAAAUGGCAGCUAGGAACAGUGUUUAUUCCAGACAGCAUUGGAUACCUGGUUGGGACCAAUUUCUUUGGCGUGAUAGCUUAUCGUUAUGGCCGUAGUAAAGUCGCUGUUCUGGCCAUGUUCGUCGUUGGAAUAAGUGCCAUUUUAAUACCAUCCGCCAUUACAAUGUCUCAGUUGAUAGUUCCUCAUUUAGGAAUGGGACUAGGUAUCGGUGUAGCUGAUGCAGCUCUGGUACCAUUGUUGGCCAGCUUGGUGGACCAAAAUGGCGACUAUGGUCCCGUUUAUUCCAUUCAACAGGUGGCUGUUAGUCUGGCCUACUCUCUUGGACCUAUCGUGGGCGGCGAAAUGGUAAAAUCGAUUGGAUUCCAAUGGGUAAUGCGGAUCGUUGGAUUAAUGAACAUUGCUUACUGUCCUCUGCUAAUAUACCUCACUUUGGAGAGGAGAAAAUCAAUGGCCCAGGACGAGGAAAAGAAGGAUUACGAGACCUUUAAAAAAUCCGUGGCCAAGUACGAACGGUUCCAAGAGUCUGACGAUGAUCUCUGAUUUAACAAAUAAUCCCUGUUUUAUAUAAAGUUAAUCCUAACUGCAAGGGAAAGACCAGAUUAAAAGUACAAUGAAAUUAAUGAAAUAUUCUCUAGUU
Osmia bicornis bicornis is the source of this 1464-nucleotide messenger RNA. RefSeq names its product synaptic vesicular amine transporter-like. The coding region runs from base 9 to 1367 and encodes 452 amino acids. The transcript has 6 exons. Gene Ontology annotation, cellular component: terminal bouton; synaptic vesicle membrane. Gene Ontology annotation, molecular function: serotonin:sodium:chloride symporter activity. The record is from RefSeq and is a predicted model, not a curated record. Gene Ontology annotation, biological process: transmembrane transport; aminergic neurotransmitter loading into synaptic vesicle. Lineage: Eukaryota; Metazoa; Arthropoda; Insecta; Hymenoptera; Megachilidae.